This is a messenger RNA of Amborella trichopoda, 1403 nucleotides long. Its product is annotated as F-box/LRR-repeat protein At2g43260-like. Gene Ontology annotation, molecular function: protein binding. Lineage: Eukaryota; Viridiplantae; Streptophyta; Magnoliopsida; Amborellales; Amborellaceae. The record is from RefSeq and is a predicted model, not a curated record.
UAUAGAAAAUCUCUCUCUUUGUUAGGGAAGCGAGGACCUUGCAAUCAAAACUCUCCCCUCUUCAGCCAGAGGAUCUUUCAGAGGAUCAGAAAACCCUAGACGCUAAAGUUUUCCAUUCAAAUCUCUCAGAUAUGGGUUCUCUAUGUGACAAGUUGCCCGAUGAGUUAUUAGAAGAAAUCCUAGUGGAGUUGCCUGAACCUUCCAUCCUUAAUUUCAAGAGGGUUUCCAAAUCUUGGUAUAACCUCUUUUCCUCUCAUUGCUUUCUAUACCUCCACUCUCUCACUCCUCAUUCUGCCUCCCAACCUUUUGUACUCUUCCAUCCAUUCUUCCACAAAAAGUCUCCUAUUUUCACUAUUUCCUUGAAACACCACGAACACAUCAUGCAAUUAUCUGAACUACCCCAUAGCUCUUCGUGGAUGCCAAGAAAAAUAAAAUGCAGCAAUGGCAUACUUUGCAUAUUAAUAAACAAAGAUGCCUUCUGCAUUGUCAACCCUGCAACCGGCCAAUCCACUCGCCUUCCACAUAUUCAUGGGCCGCCUAUAGUGCAUUUUGGAUUCUAUUUCGACCCCCAAAAUUGCAAAUUCAAGGUAUUGGCAGUACUUUUUAUCGAAAUUCACGUGGUCUUCGACUCAACAAUUGGGAAAUGGGUAGAGCCAAGCGAAGCUCUAAUCUUCAGCUUGCGGGAAAUCAAAUCCAUCGGACACACAUGUUACAUAUAUGACCGCGUCAACACCCUAGAUCUGAUUGCUUUCGACAUGGUGAAAGAGGAGUUACAUAUCAUACCAGCACCACCACAAACAGAGUGUAAUGAUCAUGUUGGGGUGAUGGAAUGGGAUGGUUGUAUUUCAAUGGCAGUUGCCAGCCAUAAUUUGGAACUAAGGUUGUGGGCUUUAAGAAAAGGAAAGACAUGGGAGAAGGUGGUGGAUGCAAAUUUGGGGGAAUGGGGGCUCAAAAGUAGAUAUGAGUAUGGUUAUAUAUAUCCAAAGGUUGUGGUUGGGAAUGAUAUAUUGAUAGUUUAUGGUAAUAAAAUAGUAAGUUACGGGAUUGAGAGUGGAAGGCUGAAUGUCUUGUUACCACGUGAGGAGGGAUUAUGUCACGGUGAUUAUCUAUCCUACAAACCCACUUUAUUAUCUUUCGACUAUGAUGAUGGUAAGAAAGUAAAAGGUGGUAAAAAGAAGAGUAGCCUUGCUCAAUCAUGUCCAAAGUGCAAAGAGAAGAAGGCAUCUUUCAUCACUUGACGCACCAUAGUUUUCAACAUGGUUUGGUGGUUCUUGUGGUUAGACACAUAUAUUAUGGUUGUCUGAGUUGGGCUUGAUUAGACUUAUCAGCUAAUGAUUGUUUGAGUUGUGCAAGGGACUGCACACUUUUGAGUUGGUUGCUUUUUUAUGUUCUAUUUGAGUUGA